GCGCACACUGAUGCGCACCAGUGCGGAUCACGCACACUUCCCUCUGUGUUCCUGGGAAAUCUAGCAUUGGAGCAAAGUGAUCGGACUGGAUCUGUUCUGCACACACUCACACACACACACACACACACGCACACACAAAAAGAUGGAUUCGGUUUUGGUUUGUCGCUGAUCCACUUCAGCCGGAACACUUGGGAGUUCUUUCCUCCAGAGCUGCGUCUGCAUGCGUGGUUUUUAUUUUAUUUUUUAUUUUAUUUUCUUUCUUAUGGGGAGGUGUCGAGUCUACUGAUCCCAGGUUUGGAUGUUUACUGCGGACUUGUUUUUAAAUUCCUCAUGACUGAGCCAGGGUUCAGCCGGAGACGCGGCUCCCCGCUCGGGAAGAGCUGCGGCUGAAGUUUGAAGGGCGCACAGAGAGGCUGCUUUUUUUUUUUUUUUUGUGGUGGGUCCGGGGAUUUAUCUAUUUUUUUCCUUCCUCCCACCUCGCGCGCUGGAUUUGCAAUCACCCAUAAAUUUCACUAAACUGCGGAUACCUUAUCUCAUCUCCGCGCGCGACGGAAGUCAGUCCGCUUGGAUUUAUUGCGGUUCUCCUGGACUACACCCCCCCCAUCCAAAGCACCAUGAGGACCGUCGUUUUUGAUGGGGGGCGACUCCUUCUGCUGGUGAUGUGGUUGAAUCUAUUGCCUCAGACUGACAGCUGCCCUGCCAAGUGUGUGUGCUACAACGAGCCCAGGCCCACUGUAGCGUGCCAACAACAAGGACUGUCUUCCAUCCCGACUGAGAUCCCAGUUCGAAGCCAACGAAUAUUCCUUCAGAGCAACAGCCUGACCAUGGUGAGGUCCACGAGCUUCAGCUCUUGCCACAAUCUUACUGUUCUUUGGCUCUACUCCAACAACAUAAGCUACAUUGAAGCCAGAGCCUUUUAUGGCUUGGAAAAACUGGAAGAAUUGGACAUUGGAGACAACAACAACCUCCGCACCAUUAGCCCAACAGCAUUCCGGGGCUUAACAAAGCUACACACUCUCCAGCUGCACAGGUGUGGCCUGUCAGAGUUACCUGUUGGGGUUUUCCGAGGAAUGGUAUCCCUGCAAUACCUUUACCUGCAAGACAAUAACAUCCUAACGUUGCAUAAUGAUACAUUUCUGGACCUUGCGAACCUGACCUAUCUCUACCUGCACAAUAAUAAGAUCAAGAUAAUAACCAACAACAUGUUUCGAGGCUUAAUCAACCUGGAUCGGCUUUUGCUACACCAGAACCGAGUAAUUUAUGUAGAACCUAGAGCUUUCACUGAUCUCGGCAAGCUAAAAUCAUUGUUCCUGUUCUACAACAACCUUACCGUCUUGACAGGGGAGACUAUGGACCCACUAGCUUCCCUCCAGUAUUUGCGCUUGAAUGGAAAUCAGUGGAUCUGCGACUGCCGUGCGAGGACCUUGUGGGAAUGGUUCAAACGCUUUAAAGGUUCCAGCUCAGAGUUGGAGUGCUACGUCCCGGAUUUCUUGGCUGGAAGAGACCUGAAACAACUGAAAAGUGAAGACUUGGAGGGCUGUGUGGAAACCUCGCAAAUCCAGACCAAUCUAUUUGGCUCCAAGUCAGGAAAAUUCCCUUCUACCGAAAGCCCUCUGGGAAACACCAUUCCAAGGUGUUGUCUGCGAGAUAAUGACAAGUCUUCUAUUCUUUCUGGAAAAAGUCGCCAAAUCACUAACAAUCCCCUUAAAGAAAAGGAGAACAUGUCCAAUACUAAGUUCAAACAGCAAGAAAGAACAAAAAACGAGACUCAGAUUAAGCAGAAUGAUGGUCCACUGGGAACCUUGUCCAAUAACCUGGACAAGACUUUGGAAAACCUGCACCCUGAAUUUAUAGAGAAUCCUGAAUCCGCUACAGCAUCAAACAAAAAGAUGAAGAAGUGUGUUAAAAAGCCCAAAUCAGAUGCCCACUGCAUCAAAAGCCAAGGCUCUACUUUGCAAAUGUUGCACUUUCCCGUCAUUCCCAUGAUCUGGAUAUCUCUAGCCAUGUCUUAGGACUCCCCACGACACUUCGCACAAAGAACUCAAGAAUGUUGAAGCUAAUGACAAUGAUACAGAAGAUCCAGUGACAUCACAACAGGCAGUGACUGAAAAACGAGGAGUCAUGUUGACCCAAGAUGGCUGGAGAUAAAAGUGACAAUGUAAGAGUACAAUAAACAAAAUGGAUGCCUUUACAGAACAAUACAAAUCUAAUGUAAAUAUUGAAUUGGUGCCCAAAACUGUUUGUUCUCUAUGUACUCAACUGUACUGUGUCUAAGCUACACUUUGGAGAUUCCUCCCUUUUCCCUCUUGAAAGCUUUUACUGCUUAGACAGACCACUGGAAGAGAAAAAAAAAAGCACAGACAAAAACAAAAAACUGAGAAAACCAAUACAAGAACAAUAAGAGACAGAAAGCCCACAGAGAAUGUUCUGGUCUGUUUCAUGAAGAAAACCAAUCUCCCCUUGUUAAUUAUUCAAAAACAUGCAUUUGUUGGGUACUGUUUUGUUUAUUUUGUUCUCUUUUUUCAUGUUUAUAAAAAAACAAAUGUUUUAUCUCCCUGAAUUUUAGUUCUAUUUUCUUGACAGAGAGAAUAUAUGGGCAGCAUUUACAAAAGAAAAAAAAGAAAAAAAAAACAAGAAAUGCUGUCAUUUUGUUCAUGGGGAUUGCAAUGGAACCAUAGAUAUGCAUUUUAUUUUACUUGUGUACAAGUAUGAAUAUAUUAUAAAUAAAAGUUCUUAUUUCAUA
This is a messenger RNA of Austrofundulus limnaeus, 2743 nucleotides long. RefSeq names its product reticulon 4 receptor (gene rtn4r). Gene Ontology annotation, cellular component: plasma membrane; external side of plasma membrane. NCBI's taxonomy places the organism in Eukaryota, Metazoa, Chordata, Actinopteri, Cyprinodontiformes, Rivulidae. Gene Ontology annotation, biological process: positive regulation of Rho protein signal transduction. The transcript is spliced from 2 exons. Gene Ontology annotation, molecular function: protein binding; ganglioside GT1b binding; ganglioside GM1 binding. The coding region runs from base 615 to 2012 and encodes 465 amino acids. The record is from RefSeq and is a predicted model, not a curated record.